Messenger RNA from Linum trigynum, 3091 nucleotides. The record is from the annotation of a GenBank genome assembly. Lineage: Eukaryota; Viridiplantae; Streptophyta; Magnoliopsida; Malpighiales; Linaceae.
CCAUAUGAAAACGGUCAGAAAAAACCGGGUACAGCCGGUUAGAAACUGGAAGAAAGAACCAAAUAAAUUAUGUUCAUUUACACUGAAUUUCGGCUUCAUUUCAUUUCCUCCCCUCUCUCUGAAAACCCAACUCUCUCUCUCAUCCCGUCAAAAAAAUCAAACCUAACCCGAGUAAGAAUGUAACCCACGCAUCUGACUCAAGUUUGGUUUAUUUAUACCACAGAGAGAACCCUUCUUGUGAGUGGCCAGCUGGGUUUUCUGUGUACUACUACUACUUCACUCUCUCCUCUCCUCCUUUCCCAUCCCGUUCCUUCUCCCCAUCUUUCUCUUCUCUUUCGUCUCCUGCUUUCAACUUUGAACUCUGGUGUACAAAAGAUGAUCGUUGCCUGCAGAUUCCCCGUUUCGUUUAGCUGUAGUAGCAGUAAUCGGGUGUCGCAACUUUAACUUCGAUCUCUCUUUUUGCUUCUUGGGUUUUGGGUGUUUCUUUUCAUGGGCGAAGGGGAGGAUCAGGAGGUAACAGUGAUUAAGGUUGUGAUGCGGGAAUGGGAGGAAGAACAAAGAGUGAAGAUAGAAGGAGACCGUCAAUGGCUUCUUCCCACAACUGAAGUGAAACGUUCCUCUUCCCCAGCCUUCUCUAUUCUUGCCUUGUCAUAAAUCGUUAUCAAAACCAGAUCAAAACAAAACACUCGUUAACAGGAAUUCCAGCGGUCUUCCUUCUAACACUCUGUUACUAGAGGGAAAUUUUGAGAUCUAUUUCUGCGAUCUGGACAACAUAAUCCACAAUUCACGACGAAAAAGGAAAAAAAAUGAAGAGAUCACUGGAGAGCACCGACUCUCUUGGAGCUCUGGUUUCCGCUACAGCAGACGAGAAGCAGCAGCAGCAUGUGUACAGCGGCUGCGUGAUGUUGGAGGGGCUAGAUCAGGAGGAUGUGUAUGGCGGCGAGGAAUCCGGCGGCGGCGGCGGGUGUAUGGGAGAGAAGAAGCGGCGGCUGAGCGUAGAUCAGGUGAAGGCGUUGGAGAAGAACUUCGAGGUGGAGAACAAGCUGGAGCCGGAGAGGAAAGUCAAGCUGGCUCAGGAGCUCGGGCUGCAGCCGCGGCAGGUGGCGGUUUGGUUUCAGAACCGCCGCGCUCGGUGGAAAACCAAGCAAUUGGAGCGUGACUAUGGCGUGCUCAAGGCUAAUUACGAUGCUCUUAAGCUCAAUUACGAUUCCCUCCACCGCGACAAUGAAGCUCUCCUCAAACAGAUUAAAGAGCUGAAGGCGGAGCUGAACGAGGAGGCAAACGACGCCGCCGACGGCAGCAAUCUGUCGGUGAAAGAGGAAGAGGGCGUGUUGCCGGAAUCGGACGACGAUGAUAAUAAGCUCACUGCGGAAGAGGAAGACGAUACUCCCCAUCAAUUCGGUCGUCAUCCGGUGACGGAAAUCGUGCCUAACUACUACGAGGAAGAGGAAGAACCGCCGGCGCUGCUCUUCACGGAGUUCAACAAGGACGGAUCGUCGGACAGCGACUCCAGUGCAGUGCUGAACGAAGAGAACAACUACUACAGCCCGAUGAACCCGCCGGCGAUCACCUCGUCUUCCUCCUCCUCCAUCGGCGUCCUCCAGAACCACACGCUGGUAAUUCCUUCCCCGCCGCCACCGCCCAACAACUUUUUCCCGCAAUUCUCGGCGAAGUCUUACCAAACGCACCAGCAGCAGCAGCUGGUGAAGCUGGAGGAGUACAACUUCUUCAGCAGCGAGGAGGAGGCCGCCUGCAACUUCUUCUCCGACGAGCAAGCGCCCAGCCUCCACGACCACUGGUACUGCCCCGCCGCCGCCCCCGAUCCGUGGAACUGAUCAAACCGUACACAAGAGAGGGAGAAUUCGGAGUAAUCUGUAAAGAAUGAAUGAUAUUUAUCAUCAUUGUCGUGAUCAACGACAUGAUCAUCCAGAAGAAGAAGCUACUGGUUUGGGAAAUUGUGGGGGAACCAUGAAUCAUGAGAGAGGGUUAACCGUUCACGUGGGAGGGUGGUGGAAAUGACGAAAAUGGAUUUUGCGGGGAAGAAGGAAGCACGAAAGGAAAGAUUGAAUUUGUAUGAUAAUUCUGCGUGCGGGAAUGAUUGGGUGGUAAUUUGGGAGGCUGUUUCUCUGUAAAAAAAAAAAAAAAAAUCAAUGGGGAGCUGGAAAGGUAAGAGGGGGAAUCUACUGUAAGGGAGAAGGGGACAAGGAGAGGAGGAAGAAAGAUGGGGAAAAUUCCCUGUAAUGGAGAAGAAAUAAUCAUUACUACCCGAACUUUUCCUGUUUUGCUUUUCCUCCUCCCAACUUUUUGUUUUUCUUUGUCUAUCGGUUUUCCUUCUAUGUGCGCCUUUCUCUUCUUCCCAACGGGAGUAAAAAUCACCUCCAUCUUUCUCCAUUUAUGCCACUCCAUACCUCCAUUGAGCAACGACAAGAUUUUCCAAUACUGUCGUGACUCGUGAGAAGGUUACUGGUUAUUUUCUUAGCCUAUUCCCACUUAAACCAAAUAUCGAAACAUUUUGUUGAUGAAUUCGACUAUGCGCCAAUGUAGAAUCACAUUUAUUAUUCGUGUGUUAACGAUUGUUGAAUCAAACACGAUAAUAAUUUCGUCAAUAAUGCACACGUGUCAAUCCAAUCUGUAGUUCUAUACUCGUAGUGAUUCAGCUGCAUCAAACAUUAGGCACCAGCAGUCGUGCAACAUUAGGUAGGGUAGCAUUAGUGCAGUUGAUAAAAUGCACAGCAUGAAGGAAAGUCGAAAGGAAUUAACCAAACUUAUGAGUAUGACAAACAUGACCCUUGCCCCUUGCAGAGCUUGAAGAAGAUGGCAUAUUCACGUGCAAUCCAUAAGUCAGCCACGUGGCAAAUGCAACAGAAGUUCCACAAGCGAAGAAGACAAGUUCAUAGAGCGUAGCAACAAGGUGAUCUUGCAAUUCAACAUAAAUCACACGGUCAUAUUAUAUAGUAUCUAGAACAAUGGCUAGCAACUUGUACUGAUCAAUGCCCAAACUCUUGCCGUAGGAAUAUAUUUAUUGGAACUCUUUUUUAACAUGUAUGACUACUACAUGAAAUGCACAUCACAAUACACUUAAAAAGAUUAC